This is a messenger RNA of Symbiodinium natans, 2166 nucleotides long. Lineage: Eukaryota; Dinophyceae; Suessiales; Symbiodiniaceae. The record is from the annotation of a GenBank genome assembly.
AUGGCGCCAGCGCCGACGUCCCCGAAGCCCACGCACAAUGUGCGGAUGAAGCCUGCGGAGGAGGAAGUUCAACUGGUAAUGCAGCGACUCGGCAUCGAAUCCGACGAGGCGCGCACUGCCCUGUCCAAGGGCCUUCCCAAAGGGUGGCUCGCAUGCCGCGCGGACGAUGGAGAAGCCUACUACCACCAGCCUAGCACAGGUGUGACGCAAUGGAGACAUCCGGGCCGCGACUGGACUUCGGCAGAUGCGACCAAGCUGGCCACGGAACUGGUGAAGAGUCGUGGUGAUGACCCGAAAGGCGACGAGAACUUGCAGGAGACCUCCCCCGAGCAUUCUGUGUACGAUGCACGGAGCCGUCAUGUGGAGCUGGAGACCCCUGACUCGCUGUUUUCCGCUACGGCGGGCAUCGUUCGCGAAGACAUCGUUGGCCGCGCCUUUGCCCUACGAGGCCUGCUGACGCCCGAGGAAGCUGCCACCUACGUGAAAUCAGCCCAGAAAGCCGGCUUUGGCCAAAGCGACGUGUCCCGGGAGUUCCCCCCGUCGCUGCGGAACAACUCACGGCUGAUCCAUUUUAGUGAUGCCCUGGCUCUGGCUUUGUACAGACGGCUGGUACCCCACCUUGCGCAUCGCGACGUGUAUCUUGUGCAGCCAAUGGGCUUUGGAGCUGAGGGCAGAUGGAAGCCAGUCGGCGUGAACCCAUGCUUUCGCAUCUCUCAGUACAAGGAGCGGGAGCACUUUGCCACUCACUGUGAUGGGAUGUAUGCCAACGACAAUGAUGAGUGCAGUAUCUACUCCCUGGUCCUCUACUUGAACGAGGACUACGAGGGUGGCGAGCUCGAGUUUACUGAGUCCGGCAAACGUUUCCGGCCGACUGCGGGCACGGCUGUGCUGCUGCCACACGACCUGUCACACGCUGGUCAGGAGGUCCUAAAAGGCACAAAGUACGUGGCCCGCAGCGAGCUCAUGUUCCGUUGUGUGGAUCGCCGCCCGCCGCCUGCCGUUCCACAGUAUGCUGAUGACCCCCUGUUCCAGCGCAUGGCGGCUCUCUACGAGCAGAUUGGGGACCUUGCUGCGAAAGGCGAUGCCCUGGCAACCACCGAGGCUUACCAGGAGGCGCUUGGAAUCCAGAUUGCGCACCAGGGCACUGACGUGAAGCAGCGCGACGCGCGACCCCUUCCCUUCGAGGACAAGGCGGUGGAGUACAUCUUGAGCUUUCUGGACCCCCUGGAGGUGGGCCGCAUCCUGACAGUGUGCAGGAGAUGGUGCAGUGUUUCAAUGGCAGGUGCCCUGUGGCAGGGCUUUUGCCGACAGCGAUGGCCCAAUGAAAGCGAGGUGCUCGAAGGAGCGGCAUAUGGCCUAGAGCCCGAGUUGAAGGAUUGGCUGGGCUUCUAUCGGAAGCAGCACAUACUUUCCACGAAAGCGCCGGUCAGCGUAAUCUUCUUCGCCUCGGCUCUGCAAAUCUGGGCGGAGAAGAGCGAGCAAACGGAGGUGAAGGCCGUGCCGGCUCUGUUCGCUCAUGACCUCGACGGUAUCGGAUGGGACUCUUCCUUCAAGCAGCGCGUCGGCUGGGAGGUUGGCACACAUCCCUGGUCCCGGAAGCGUUUCUGGCAUGGAAAUGCAGAGGCCCUAAAUGACGCGGGCAACCAGGACAAUAGAAAAGGAUAUCUCCAAGGCCGCGCAAGACACAACAAGGCGUUCGAGAUGCCAGGUUUCGGCCAGGUGGACUUUGAGGUCCUGUCAGAGGCAUUUGACUGGGCCUUCCGGAAGCUUGGAAUCAGGCCCAGCGACCACCACUUGGUGGUUCCCGUUCUGCCGAGCUUGUUCAAGCAGAGCAGCCGCUCGCGCCUUGCACAGAUCCUUUCCCGACGGUUCCAGGUUCCACGCCUGUCGAUGGUCGACGCGCCCCUGUGCGCGCUGCGCGCGCGGGAGCUGAAGACCGGUGCGGUCAUCUGGGGGGAGCAGCUGAGCAGGUCGACAAUCUUCUUCUACCUGGAUGGUGAAGAAUUGGCCACGUCUGAGGUCAAGGAUCUGGCCAGGCUCCUGACCCAGGCCACGGAGCUUCUGGGCCCACUGAUGGCGGCCGCUUUGUUGCAAGCGCGGGUGCUUGCAGAUGUGGUUCUGUCACCGCAGCUCUCCCUACAGGAGCCUGGAAUCGAGGGGAACUAG